CCUGCAAAGUUUCUUUGGUACACAAGGCCUCCUGCCUUGUUGAUGACCUACGAAGACGACGUUCCAGCAGCCAUUCGCCAGUAGAGAGGGAACACGUACCCAGAGCCCGAAGAUGGCCAUGAUGGUGAGACGCCAAGGUCAUGAGCGUGAGUACGUUAUUUGAUUCCUCUCUCUCAGCGCCAUGAAGGCCGUCCACCUCCUGGCGCCUUCAGUAUGGUUGCUGCUUCUCCUUUUGUCGCCGUUGCCGUCGUUCCAGGCUUCUACAUUGGGUGAGCGGACCUUGACGGAGCUCUCUACUGACGACAUAUCGAUAUUGGUCUCUACCCCCGACCCUCUCGAAAACCUGAACCCCUCGAAUCCUUCCUCACAUUUAUCCAAGAUCUUGAUCCCUCGUGCACCGGAUACAGAAAACAACACUUUGGUCAGAAACUACAUAAAGACCACGCUCGAGGCCCUCAAUUGGCACGUCGAGGAGGAUGAAUUCACUGGACAGACACCCGUCGGGGAGAAAAGGUUCACGAAUCUCAUUGCGACAAAGGACCCAGCAGCUCCGCGGCGGGUUAUUCUGUCGGCGCACUUUGACAGCAAAUACUUUCCAUCAUACCCUGCGAACCAGUUUGUAGGAGCAACUGAUUCUGCUGCCCCAUGCGCGAUGAUGCUCGACCUUGCUGGGGCAUUGAACCCGCUCCUGGAUAGUCGACAAAAGAGGGUGGAAGAAGGCACCGAAGACGAUGAAGAUGUUGCUGAUAUUACUCUGCAACUCGUGUUCUUCGAUGGGGAAGAGGCCUUUGUAUCCUGGACAAACACUGAUUCAAUUUAUGGUGCGAGACAUCUAGCGGAGAAAUGGGAGACGACAUAUAUCCUGCCUCACUCGAAACGGCGUCUUCUUGGUCCACAAGUGACUGAGAUGCAUGGCAUAGAACACCUGAUUUUACUCGACCUACUUGGUGCAUCCCAGCCCACAAUAAGAUCCUACUUUACAGAGACAGGGUGGCUCUUCGAUGCAAUGGCAUCUUCAGAGCAGAGAUUGGGUGAUCAUGGUUUCUUCCAGUACGAUGAUUAUACCGGCAUGGCUCCUGGACAUUGGGCAUCAUAUUUUACGCCGAGAACUGGGGAUGAAAGGAAUUUGGGGAACAUGGGAGACGACCAUGUUCCUUUUUUGCAUCGAGGUAUCAGCAUUCUGCAUGUAAUUGCAGAGCCAUUUCCUCGUGUCUGGCACACUUUGCGGGACGAUGCAUCGGCGCUGGACUUGCCAACAAUGCGUCGGUGGAAUCUCAUACUACGUGUCUUCAUGUCUGAAUAUCUGAACCUUCGGCCCGAAGAUUUGCGAAGUAGGGAACGAAGCCAUGUAUCACGUUCGGAUUCCGAACUGUAGAUAUUGUGACCAGAUCAAGACACAUUAUUGAGCAUGGUAGAGAGAUAAUACAGUGUUGCAAUCCAGAAGAAGCAGAGCAAAAGUAAGCACAGCCCGUCGAGCCAGAAGCGUCAGCAGGUAGAAAGGAUCCUCAGCCACGAAGGAGAUCCUUGUAGUGUUUGAUAAGCUUUGAAGCAUCAGUCGCGAG
This is a messenger RNA of Guyanagaster necrorhizus, 1562 nucleotides long. RefSeq lists its product as uncharacterized. The record is from RefSeq and is a predicted model, not a curated record. The transcript is spliced from 6 exons. Bases 182 to 1375 code for a protein of 397 amino acids. Gene Ontology annotation, molecular function: zinc ion binding; glutaminyl-peptide cyclotransferase activity. NCBI's taxonomy places the organism in Eukaryota, Fungi, Basidiomycota, Agaricomycetes, Agaricales, Physalacriaceae.